CUUUGGCCUACACAUCUAGCGAGUUGCGAAUUAUAUCGCAAGUAGUCUUUGUCCGCCCUCGCCUUCGUGAGUUUUUCAUACCGUCCACUCAGAAAUCUUGAUUGUCUUGCCCGCUGGUGUCGUGUGGGUUGGUUUGCGUUGGAAAUAUGUCUCAGCUAGUUGAAUUUAGAGUUGCUGUCCACUCAAUGUUAGUCACAGCAGUGUACUUGCAGAGUAAUAUGCAUGCGAUUUGUGUCACUGAUGCCGAUCGACAGACGACAAGCGCUGCUGUGUAGCAAGCGGAAGGUCAUAACACAAGUCACAAGUUCACUCGUAGCCUACCAGCUCGAUCUCGCUCCUUCCGGAUGGCCUUCGAAGCAUGUUUUGGGCGAAUAUUGGUCUGAUUGGUGGUAGUACCAACUUCCCAAG
This is a messenger RNA of Suillus subaureus, 408 nucleotides long. RefSeq lists its product as uncharacterized. The record is from RefSeq and is a predicted model, not a curated record. The transcript has a single exon. NCBI's taxonomy places the organism in Eukaryota, Fungi, Basidiomycota, Agaricomycetes, Boletales, Suillaceae. Bases 223 to 393 code for a protein of 56 amino acids.